AUGAGUUCCUAUUUCGUCAACUCAACUUUUCCCGUGUCUCUACCGGGAGGACAGGACUCUCUCCUGGGUCAGAUCCCGCUCUACUCCUCGGGAUACACGGACCCGCUCCGGCACUACUCCACCGCAGCGGCCACGUAUGGAGCCGCCGCCGGCAUGCAGGACAAGGUCUACCCGGCGUCCUACUACCAGCAGCCGGGCUCCACCUCCACCAUCUACGGCCGGACCGGGGGGGUUGGUGGGACCGCCUGCGACUACAACCCGGUGGGCACCUUCUACAAGGACGCGGAGGGGUCGUGCACCUUCUCCUCCAGCCGCGAGGACCCGUCUCUGUUCGUGUCCUCGCAGGAGCUGCAGCAGCGCAAAGCCGAGGAGACGAGCCUCGGCCUGGAGGACAAGUCCGCGUCGCUCAUCUACCCGUGGAUGCAGAGGAUGAACGCCUGCUCCGCCGGCCCGUUCGGCAGCAGCGGCCGCCGGGGCCGGCAGACCUACACCCGCUACCAGACCCUGGAGCUGGAGAAGGAGUUCCACUUCAACCGCUACCUGACCCGCAGGCGCCGGAUAGAGAUCUCCCACGCCCUGUGUCUGACGGAGAGACAGAUCAAAAUCUGGUUCCAGAACCGCAGGAUGAAGUGGAAAAAGGAGAACAAGCUCAUGAACCCCUCGAAGACGCCGGAGGAGGAGGAGGAGGAGCAGGCGGAGAAGAAGAGCUGA
Limanda limanda (common dab) is the source of this 711-nucleotide messenger RNA. It is a transcript of the gene hoxb6b, whose product is annotated as homeobox B6b. The transcript is spliced from 2 exons. Gene Ontology annotation, molecular function: RNA polymerase II cis-regulatory region sequence-specific DNA binding; DNA-binding transcription factor activity, RNA polymerase II-specific. The coding region runs from base 1 to 711 and encodes 236 amino acids. Lineage: Eukaryota; Metazoa; Chordata; Actinopteri; Pleuronectiformes; Pleuronectidae. Gene Ontology annotation, biological process: anterior/posterior pattern specification; regulation of transcription by RNA polymerase II. Gene Ontology annotation, cellular component: nucleus. The record is from RefSeq and is a predicted model, not a curated record.